This is a messenger RNA of Pterocles gutturalis (yellow-throated sandgrouse), 2821 nucleotides long. Its product is annotated as 1-phosphatidylinositol 4,5-bisphosphate phosphodiesterase beta-4-like. NCBI's taxonomy places the organism in Eukaryota, Metazoa, Chordata, Aves, Pterocliformes, Pteroclidae. The record is from RefSeq and is a predicted model, not a curated record. Bases 71 to 1102 code for a protein of 343 amino acids. The transcript has 12 exons.
UACAGAUAUUGUGGAUGCUUUAUCAGAUCCAAAGAAAUUUUUGUCUAUCACAGAAAAAAGAGCAGAUCAAAUGAGAGCCAUGGGUAUUGAAACUAGUGAUAUAGCUGAUGUACCAAAUGACACUUCAAAGAAUGAUAGAAAAGGAAAAGCCAAUAAUGCCAAAGCAAACGUAACACCUCAGAGUAGCUCUGAACUUCGACCAAGCACCACUGCAGGCUUUGGAUCUGGGACUGACACUAAGAAAGGUAUAGACCUUAUUCCUCAAGUGAAGAUAGAAGAUUUAAAGCAAAUGAAGGCUUAUAUAAAGCAUUUAAAGAAACAGCAGAAAGAGCUGAAUGCCUUAAAGAAGAAACAUGCAAAGGAGCUCAGCGCGAUGCAGAAGUUGCACUGCACACAAAUUGACAAAAUAGUGGCACAAUAUGAUAAAGAAAAGGUAUCAUAUGAGAAAAUGUUAGAGAAGGCAAUCAAGAAGAAGGGAGGAAGUAAUUGUCUUGAGUUGAAGAAAGACACAGAAAUUAAAAUUCAGACGCUAACAUCAGAUCACAAAUCUAAGGUCAAAGAGAUUGUGGCGCAGCACACUAAAGAGUGGUCUGAGAUGAUCAAUACGCACAGUGCCGAAGAGCAAGAAAUCCGUGAUUUACACUUGAACCAACAGUGUGAACUACUGAAGAAACUGCUGAUGAAUGCUCAUGAACAACAAACCCAGCAGCUAAAAUUUUCACACGACAGGGAAAGCAAGGAAAUGCGUGCCAACCAGGCCAAAAUAUCUAUGGAGAACAGCAAAGCCAUAAGCCAAGACAAAUCUAUCAAAAAUAAAGCUGAAAGAGAGAGGCGAGUCAGAGAACUGAACAGCAGCAACACAAAAAAGUUCCUGGAAGAAAGAAAAAGGCUGGCAAUGAAGCAGUCAAAGGAAAUGGAUCAGUUGAAAAAAGUUCAGCUUGAGCAUUUAGAAGUCUUGGAGAAGCAGAAUGAGCAGCUUUUGAAAUCCUGUCAUGCAGUGUCUCAAACACAAGGCAAAGGAGAUGCAGCAGAUGGUGAAGCUGGAAGCAGAGAUGGAUCGCAGGCCAGCAACAGUGGUCUAAAGCCUCAACAAGCAAAUUGAAGUUGGAGAACACAGCAUCCUUAAAAUGAGAGCAAAAUUCAAAACAAUGUUGCUGAGGUUGAAAAGUGGGCUUUUAAAAUUUUUUUUAAAUUUUUGUUUGUUUGGUUGGUUUUUUUUUUUGUUUUUAAUAUAUAAAGUGUAGCUACGGACCACCAAGUCUUAAGUUUGCAUUAUUUCUUUUUUAACACUGAGCACUGAAUUUCCUUUGUUGGAUUUCCCUAAGAGUUUCCUUUGUUCAGAAAAACACUAAUCAGAAGAUGAAGACAGUUUUUUAAACCCAGUCCUGUAUUCCUUUCUGUAUCUCAACGGGCAGCUUGCCUGCAUCAGAAUUACACAGUCAGAGCCUUGAAACACAACAGAUAUUUUUAACAUCAUCUCAGAUGGCAACAAAACUGUAGUCAAGUCAUGUUAUUUACCAUUUGUGUUCUCAUUUGUGAUAUACUGUGUAGAAACCCCAUGCUGCCAGAUCCUGACAAGCAACAAUGCGUCAGAUGCUUGGCACCUGAUGUCAUCGAGCCCACUGAACUGGAUCUUCUGCUAAGUCACUGCAAUAAUCAGUAUAGUAAGGAGCUGAGUUUGGGCAAUUUAAAAUUAUAUUUCAAAGUAUUUUUCAGGGAGCAGACAGCAGGCAGUUGAAAGUUAAUUGCGUAUAUUCAAAAGUACAAUAUGUACAAAGUCAUUGGCCAAAUUCAUCAACUGUAACAGUAACUGGACAGGAUAUUUCUGCAGUUCAACAAUGUCAUUCACAAGUGCCAUAUCAACUCUAUGUCUGAAAGAAGCCGAUAUCCUGUGAAAGCUACUGCAACAGUUAGCAUGAGGGAAAUACAGUGUAUUUGUGCCAAAACUAAUCAGUGCUCUAAGGAAUUACGUAUCAGGCACUUAAAGAAAAGUUUACGUCCUACAUUGCUUGUAUAGAAAUUGCAUUUUGACCCUGUUGCUGCAGAUCCCGGAUACUACAGUUCAUUGUAACUUAAAGAUUGUUUAAAUGGCUUUUGGCAAAAAGUUUCUAACUGUGAAAAUGUAAAAAGUAUUUAUACACUUCAGAAUCACAACAUUGUAGAAAAUCACAUACAUGUGACCACAUGAUAAAAUUAGUAAACAAAUGCUAAGAGUAUGUUUGCAUGUGAUACAAAUGCUUUUAAGACUGUACUGCCUACUAUAUGACCACAGUCAUUCUACUUAGCUAGUAAAUACUGAAUAAAUGUAUGGCACAGAAUAUUGUUUGAUUAAUUACAAAGACUUUUAGCAUAACAAGGUCUCUAUAUAUAUGUGUGUAUAUUAAUUAUGUGGGCAUUCUUGAUACUUGUAGUAAAAGAAAAUACAUAACUAAUUUAAUUUUACACAGAAGUAUUUAUGCAGAUUUUCAGAAUUUCAUAUCAGGAAUAACCUUUUUAUGUCCAUUAGAUAUAAAACCAAUUUGCUAAUGUGUUAAUUUGCACGUUUCCAGAGCUUGCUGUAGUUAUAUUGCAAAACGAUGCAUGUGAGCAUUCCGCUUGGAAUUUGUCCAUGCUGCCAAUUCAAAGAUGACUGCAUGGAAAACUGGUAGUUUAGAACAAAUCAGAUUCCUGAUUUCAAUGUACUAAGCACCAAUUACUUUGUUGUAUAUGCUUGUACAAACAAAUUACAUAUUCCUAUAAACAAAAUAAAUGAAGAGAAAUAAUUAUGUUGUCAGUCCUGAGAUGAAACUUUCGACUUCUCUAAUAAAAACCUUAAAAAUUC